Messenger RNA from Cottoperca gobio, 3758 nucleotides. RefSeq names its product sorbin and SH3 domain containing 3 (gene sorbs3). Gene Ontology annotation, molecular function: protein binding. Bases 222 to 2375 code for a protein of 717 amino acids. Lineage: Eukaryota; Metazoa; Chordata; Actinopteri; Perciformes; Bovichtidae. The record is from RefSeq and is a predicted model, not a curated record. The transcript has 21 exons.
GAGAGAGAGAGAGAGAGAGAGAGAGAUUGUGUGUCCUGGCUAGUCUCAUGAGAACGAGCAGGGAAGGUCCACAGCGUGGUUUACGUGCAAGACUCAGACAGACGGACAGAGGUGUGAGUUCACUUGUUGGUGCCACUUUUAAGUUUGCUUGUCUUUGCAGAUACUUUUGAUGCUGGGCACAAAACUUUCACAUCUGUCACACAAGGACCAUAACAGAUCACAUGCAGUCUCAGCAAUGUGCGGAGGUGGUCGGCGAACCAAAUGGCUGCCGGGUUAUCUUCUCCGGGGAGCCUGGAGGAUCCUCAGGCCAGCAGAUCCUAACUUCUCCAGAGCUGACCCAUGAGGUGAUCAUCUCCCCUGGACUACCCACGCCUCCUCUGAGCCCGUUUCGCUCAGCAGGGUUGCCAUUUGGAGAGUUUAAGGGCUCAGAAGUGAAUGGAAAUGGACCAACAAGUCUCAGCUUUGGAUCUUACUACGGCCCCUCACAAAUUCAAGGUGGACCAAUGUCCAAUGGCGGCACUGCCACGCUACCACGCAGCUGGACUCCCACCAGGGAGGAGAGGCUUAUCAAGUUCUCAGGAAUCGGUCCAGUGGAUGAAACUGGGAUGCCCAUUGCCUCCAGAUCAAGUGUGAACAAGCCCAGGGACUGGUACAAGAGCAUGUUCAGACAGAUUCACAAGAAGCCAGAGGAACCUGAGCUGGAGGAUUCAGAGUGGUCAGCCGAACGGCUCCAGUUCUCUGCCAACAACACAGAAGAAAGUAAUGAAGCAGACAAGAAUCUCUUCAGACUAACACCUUAUGGAGCUCUACCAGACUGGAGCGAGGAUGUAGAUAAGCUGUCAGACCCGGGAAAGCAGAACGCUCAACCGAGGAGUAUAUUCGACUUCGAGCCUGGAAAGAACAGCACCUCAGAAAGCCAACGCCAGGUUCACGUAUCCCCGAAGAAACAACCUGAGACACCAAAUCCCCCUUCGAUUGAGGCCAGCCUGGUCUCUGAGCUGAGUCGGUUUGAGGCUGAGCUGGACUCGGAGAUACAGGGCCUGGAGAGGAGACUUUCCCAGAAGAAGCAGCGUCGAGGCCGGGGUGAGGAGGCCAGAGGCAGGGAGCCGGUAACUGAUUCAAAGACUGCAAACAGCAACGAUUCAUCAGCAGCAAAGCAGCCUGUCCAUCGCUCUGUUGGGACAUCACUGACCCCUGCUCCCACAUAUGUAGAAAGUGUUUCCCCUGCAAAUGAAACCAUGGAGCUUCCAUCUAAGAAAGAGGAGAAAAAGAUGAAAGCAGCACGAGCCAAGUUCAAUUUCCAGGCUCAUUCACCCAAGGAGCUCAUGCUGCAGAAAGGAGACAUUGUUUACAUCCACAGGCAGGUAGAUGCCAACUGGUUUGAAGGAGAACAUCACGGAAGAGCUGGCAUUUUCCCCACAUCUUAUGUGGAGAUUCUGCUUCCUACUGAGAAGCCGACACCUAUAAAGUCUCCCACUCUACAGGUGUUGGACUACGGGGAAGCUGUGGCUCUGUUUAACUUCAACGCUGACCUACCUGUCGAACUUUCUUUCCGGAAAGGUGAGAUGAUCAAUGUAACCAGGCGUGUUGACGAAAAGUGGUUAGAAGGGAGGAUCUCAGGGACAAGCCGGAGCGGCAUCUUCCCGGCCAGUUAUGUCCAGGUCAACAAGAUGCCCCGCACCAGAUUCUCCUCUGAUGACUUCUCACAGGGUCCCCUGUCUCCCGCUUCCCCUGGACCCCAAAGUCCAGGGCGUCCACUCCACUCACCCUGCCCGCGGUCACCGUUAUCCCCUUUCACUCCCACUUCCCUCAGCCCCAAACCUGAGAACUCCGCACUGAGACAGUCUUCACCUGUAUCUUUUGGCAUUCCAGCUUCACAGUCACGCUCCCCCACUCAGACACCCGUAUCCAAAGAAACUUCCAAUCGGUGGCCCUCCAAAACUGCUUCACCCAACAACCUGAACAACCACUGGGCUGGGACACACUCAGCUAACCAGAGCUCCGUGGCUAGAGCUGUUUCACCUUCCACACAGUCAUCAGCGUCUGUACACAGAGCAGGAGCUUCCCCAGCCAACACUCCCAGAUACACUGACCCCUCACAGGGUGCAAUACCAAACCAGGCUGCUCGGUCUAAUCCACAGGUUAACUCCCGGCCGCAAACACAAGUGCCAAACAACCCUGAUUCAACAGCGGUGCAACGCCACCCAUAUAAAGCUGUUUACAACUACAAACCACAGAAUUCAGAUGAGUUGGAGCUCAGAGAAGGAGACGUUGUACAAGUGAUGGAGAAAUGUGAUGAUGGCUGGUUUGUAGGUACGUCAGAACGGACUCGUGCUUUUGGGACUUUUCCUGGGAAUUACGUGGCACCUUUUUGACCUCCGCACUUCCUGCUUACCCACAUCCACCUGGACUUAUAAGAGCCCGACCAAUCACUCACUCAAGCUCACAUCAACAGAUCACCCCAGCUUUUCUUCAUCCCCUUACACCCACCACACUCCUAAUCUUAGUCAGACCUGCAUGUUCAUACUGUUUCCCAGAAGUGCGGUGAAGGCAGGGACAAUGAGUGGUUUCUCACCUCACCUCCCCGCAUGAGUGCAUGUGUGUGUGUGCGUGUUUUGCUGAGACUUUGGGAGUGUUUUUUGCACACAUCACUUGAGAGGAAAGAAUGAAUGCUGAUGAUACUAUUUCAAAUGCAAAGAAUGGACUUUUUUGUUCCACAGCUGUUAGCAGCUGCAGGAAAUUUGCAUUCCUUCCUAGUGAACAGCACUGUUCCUUCCGAGGUCCUGAUACAGUGUGAUGCCGAAUUCAGUCACCACAGUGCCAUCACAAACCACUGCUGAGCAUUUAUGAAUUAGAAUGGCACAUUUUUCAGGAAUUUCAAUGGACUAAUGUUUCAUUCAAAUAUCUUCCUCAGAUUUUCUUUCAGAUCUCUGAACCCUGGGCAAGUUUGAGGAAACAACACGAACAUCUGUAGAUAUCUGCUUAAAGUAAAGCAGUUAAGUGCUCGGACAUGUCAAGAGAAGUUUACAGCCUUCAAGGCUAUGCAGCAGAUCAAAUAUAAUUAAUGUGUGUGUUGGUUUCUAAAGCAAGUUAUUACUUUGAGAAUAGUUGGGUGUUUUUUUUCCAGGCCAUAGAGUGGAAUGCCAAAUGUGAAAGUAAAGAGAGAGAUCAUGUUAUGUGCUGAACGAGAAGUAUCUUUGCUCUGAAAUUGAAUGUCAAACCUCUGUAAGUCGUACAAGAUGUCAGCCAUGUUGAAUAGCUCUAAGUUAAAUCUUGACAAUGCCUCCACAUCGAUGGUUAAAUGAUCUUUAUGUAAGUAUCUGACUGAAUAUGUGACAAAUCUAACCUUUCAUGACAUUUCUCUUUUAAAUUCCCCUCUAAACAAUCGCAGCUCACUUUAUUUCUGCUACUACUGCUUUUAUAAUGUUGUCUCUGCUUAAACCGUUAACAUUAUCACAAUGACAGUAUUUCCAAAAUCACUUAUGUUUGUACCAGUGCAACUCUUGACAAAUGUUACCUUAAACCUAAUUAGACAUCCUUUUCAUAGGGUAAUUUUUUGCAAUUUUCUAUGAUAUAUACAUGAUUUCACUGUAAAAAAUGAAUCAUAUUAAGUAUAGUCACAGGAGAUGAUUGUACAGACUGUAACCUUUUUAUUAAAUUGAAAGUAUAAUAUAUAUUUGCUUAUAAAACAAUGUAUCUGAUUUGUAUGGUACGCAUUUUCUUUUAAAGCAAUUAAACAUUAUAGAGUGAUACUGAGA